UCGGUUGUACUAUAUGGUUUAGUAUACGUUUAGCCGGCGGACACAUCGUAGCCACCGCUCGAAUCCGACACAUUUUUCAUUCAAAUUUAUUCAUCAACAGUUUAAUUUGAAUUUUUUUUUCAUUUUCUCAACGCAGGAAAAUUUUAAUAUCGAAUAAUAGGUGUAUUUUAGUGAUUUUGAUCUGAACAAGAAACGACGGUCAUUUUAUCCACAACGAGGUGUAUAUGUGUGUAUAAUUUUUUUAUUUCUUUAACCAAAUUCUGCGUCAACCAGAAAAGAAAUCGUGCAAAAUUGUUUAAAAAUCGACAAUUUUUAAUUUUAUAAUUUAUUUUGGUUAAUUGUGAAUUGGAAAGUUGCUGAAAAUAAAAUGUAUGCAAUUCGUCGAUAUGCAAAUUUAAAACAGUUCGUCAAGUUGGAGCAAUGUGGUCGUUUAGCAAACAUUGUUCAAAGUGCCACAUCGAACAGAACAUUUUACACAUAUUCACCGGAACCAAGCCAGCCCAUAAACCGAGACCCCACAUUCUGUUCAAUUGAAGAUGCAGUUAAAUGCGUCAAAUCAGGUGAUACGGUAUUUGUUCAAGGAGCUGCUGCGACCCCGACGAAGCUUGUAACUGCUUUGGCUGAACAUGGCAAGGCCGCCAAAUUGAGCGAUGUGACAGUUUGCGCUAUGCACACCGAGGGCUUGGCCGAAUACACUGAUCCAUCAUUGGAGAACACUUUCCGAUCGGUUUCAUUCUUCAUGGGUGGCAAUGUACGUAAAGCAGUUGCUGAUGGCCGUGCCGAUGCUGUACCAAUCUUUUUGCAUGAAAUUCCAAAACUUUUCCACCAGAAAAUCUAUCGUCCAGAUGUCGCACUUAUUUCGGUCUCGCCACCAGAUCAACACGGCUACUGUUCAUUGGGAACGAGUGUCGAUUGUGUCCGAGCUGCUCUUCAACAUUCCAAAGUCAUUGUUGCGCAAAUUAACAAGCAAAUGCCACGCACAUUCGGAGAUUCAAUUAUUCAUCAAUCACAUUUUGAUUUUGCUGCUCAUAUCGAUGUACCGCUUCCAUCGCAUGGCGGCAAAGGGUCAACAGAACAAGAAACUAAAAUUGGUCAAUUAAUCGCUGAGAAUUUGGUUGAUGAUGGUGCCACACUGCAAAUGGGAAUCGGAAAUAUCCCUGAUGCUGUUUUGAAUGCAUUGCACAAUCACCAGGACCUUGGUAUUCAUUCGGAGAUGUUUGCCGAUGGUGUUGUCGAUUUGGUGAAAAACGGUUGUGUAACGAACGCCAAGAAGGUUAUCCACAAGGGACGUAUCGUCGGUUCAUUUUUGAUCGGAACGAAGAAACUAUACGACUUUGUUGAUAACAAUCCGUUUAUCGAAAUGUUGGAUAUUUCCUAUGUAAAUAAUGUCGGAAUUAUUGCGAAAAACCCAAAAAUGACUGCCAUCAAUUCAGCCAUCGAAGUUGAUCUCACCGGACAAGUGUGCUCCGAUUCGAUUGGAACCAGAAUGUACUCAGGAUUCGGUGGUCAAGUCGAUUUUAUUCGUGGUGCAGCCGAAGGAUUCGAUGGCAAAGGGAAACCAAUCAUUGCUCUGCCUUCAGUCACAAAACGCAAUGAAUCGAAAAUUGUUCCAACUGUUAAAUUGGGCGGUGGUAUUGUAACAUCUCGUGCCCAUGUUCACUAUGUAGUCACUGAGUUCGGUAUCGCUCAUUUGUUUGGAAAGACAUUACGGCAACGAGCACACGCACUCAUCAACAUUGCCCACCCAGAUCAUCGAGAAAGCCUCGAGAAAGCUGCAUUUGAACGGCUAAAAUGCAUGCCUUCCGCCUAAGCUCUCGCCUCAAGUAUUAGAUUUGCUAUGUAAAUUCCUAGCGAGUUGAACACAAUUGUUAAGAUAUAAAUUGGAUUGGUUUGGAAAUUUCAAUAGAAUUGGAUGCAAAUAAAUUGGCUUAAAAUUGAACGUUAAACCGAAAA
This is a messenger RNA of Sitodiplosis mosellana (orange wheat blossom midge), 1953 nucleotides long. Its product is annotated as 4-hydroxybutyrate coenzyme A transferase. Gene Ontology annotation, molecular function: acetate CoA-transferase activity. The record is from RefSeq and is a predicted model, not a curated record. The transcript is spliced from 9 exons. Bases 368 to 1810 code for a protein of 480 amino acids. Gene Ontology annotation, cellular component: mitochondrion. NCBI's taxonomy places the organism in Eukaryota, Metazoa, Arthropoda, Insecta, Diptera, Cecidomyiidae. Gene Ontology annotation, biological process: acetate metabolic process.